AUGUCUGUGUUUGCGUCUGUGUCUGUUGAUACGGAUAUCCUGAUCAUCGGCGCCGGAUCGUCAGGUAUUGCCUUUGCGGUCCAGCUACAGAGACAAUUCCCGGGUGCUAGUUAUGAGAUCCUUGAGAAGGCGAAUAAUCUGGGUGGGACGUGGUGGGUGAAUACGUACCCCGGGUGCGGAUGCGAUGUGGCGUCGCAUUUCUACUCGUUCUCUUUUGCGUUGAACCCGAACUGGAGCCGGAAGUUUGCGCCACAGAUAGAGAUCGCCGAAUAUUUGCAUGAUGUUGCGGUGAGGAAUGAUAUCCCGAGGCAUGUGCGUUUCUUGGCUACGGUGCAGAGCGCGGCUUUUGAUGAGGACUCGGGGACUUGGGUUGUGACUGUGCGAGAUGGGGUAAGUGGGAAGAUGUUUCAACGGCGUUCGAGGAUUCUGAUCUCGGCUGUUGGAGCGCUUUCUGUGCCGAAGAGUUGUGAGCUUCAAGGCGCUGAGAGGUUCAAGGGGAGAUUGUUCCAUUCUGCGCAGUGGGAUCAUUCGUUUGACUGGGCUGGGAAGGAUGUUGUGGUUAUUGGUAAUGGCUGCAGCGCCACGCAGUUUGUGCCUGUUAUGAGCGAUGGCCAUAAGAAGACCAGGAAACUGGUCCAGUUUAGCCGCCAGCCUCACUGGCUCGCGGAACGGCCGAACCCGACGUACUCGCGCUUUUUCAAAUGGACGAUGCGUUAUGUUCCUCUUGCCAUGCGCUUGUACCGGUUCUAUCUGUACGCCCUGAUGGAGAAGGAUUUUCUCGGCUUCUACCAGGACACUGGAGGUUCUAUCCGUGAGGACUUGAAGAGAACGCAGAUCGAGUAUAUGAAGAAGAAUGCGCCAGAGCGAUACCAUGAUGCCUUGAUCCCGCAAACUGAGAUCGGGUGUAAGCGCAAGGUCAUGGACACGGAUUAUCUGGCAUGUCUGCACCGGGAGAAUGUCGAGCUUGUGCACUCUGAUCCGAUCGAGGAGGUCACUGAGACCGGGGUGCGGACUCAGUCUGGCCGCGAGGUGCAGGCGGAUGCCAUCAUUCUCGCAAACGGCUUCCAGACGCAGCAGGUCCUGUUCCCCAUGGAGAUCACUGGGGAAGAUGGUGUUACCUUGAAUGAGCACUGGGACAAGUCCUCGUCCGGCUCAGCACAGGCAUAUUACGGAACCUGCGUCUCCGAGUUCCCCAACUUUUUCAUCCUGAUGGGUCCCAACACGACCACUGGUCAUUUGUCGGUUAUUUUCUCGACCGAGUGCGAGGUCAAUUUCACGCUGCGCGUUCUGCGUCCAAUCCUGGGUGCGCUGUACCCGUCCAGGAUCUGGUCGAUCCUCACCUAUCCGUUCCAGCGUCUUUUUACUCCGGCACCAAAUACCGUCACUGUAACACCUGCUGCAGAGCACGCGGAUAACAAUUGGAUCCAGGCCGCGGCCAGUAAGCUUGUCUGGGCGACUGGUUGCACCAGCUGGUAUGUCGACCCGCGGACGGGGCGCAAUACAAUGCUGUAUCCGGAUUGGCAGUUUAAUUUCUGGGCGAGGAGUAUCUUCGUGCCCCUGAAGAGAGACUUCGUGUUUGGGAGGAGUCUGGUUCAGUUAGCAGCGAAGGAGGAGCUGAAGAAGGAUCGUCGGAGCAGGCGCCUAGGUCAUGUGGCCUCGGGAUUGGGUCUGGCGGGUGUUGCAGUUGUGGUUGGCCUGAUGGUGGGAUUGCGGAUGGAAGUGAAUGACGUCGAGAUCACGAGAGAGCUCAGGAACGCGGUGGCUCGUGUACAGAGCGAGUGUGUGACUGGUCUCCGCAGUCUUCCCGUUCUGGCUGGCUGGACGGCAGUGUAG
Messenger RNA from Penicillium atrosanguineum, 1833 nucleotides. Its product is annotated as flavin-containing monooxygenase. The transcript is spliced from 4 exons. The coding region runs from base 1 to 1833 and encodes 610 amino acids. Gene Ontology annotation, molecular function: NADP binding; flavin adenine dinucleotide binding; N,N-dimethylaniline monooxygenase activity. The record is from RefSeq and is a predicted model, not a curated record. NCBI's taxonomy places the organism in Eukaryota, Fungi, Ascomycota, Eurotiomycetes, Eurotiales, Aspergillaceae.